CAGGCUGACGUACGCGACAUUGUGAACUUUGUCUUCGAUUCAAUCGUUGCGGUCGCGUCGACCGUUUGCCUUCAAGUCAAUCGUUUUGGCCUAAAUCUUAGCCUAAUACACGGAAAAGCGGCCUGCCUUGUUCAUAUUUCAUAGAUUGACGUGUAACGACGAACGUAACGAAAUGGCGGACGAUUCGAGUGUACGUGUCGCCGUACGAAUAAGACCUCAAGUAGCUCGCGAAGUGAUUGAUAUGUGCAGGAUUUGUACUCAAGUACCUCAAGGAGAACCACAGGUUUUCCUUGGACCUGAUAAGGCUUUUACAUAUGAUUAUGUUUUUGACACACAGUCAGAUCAGAAUUCUAUUUAUGAAAUAUGUGUGAACCGUCUGGUGGAAGGUGCUUUGGAUGGUUACAACGCAACAGUUCUUGCUUAUGGACAGACCGGCUCGGGCAAAACUUACACUAUGGGCACUGGUUUUGAUGUAGAAGUUGAUGAAAAUAUAGUUGGGAUCAUACCUAGAGCUAUUAGGCAUCUUUUCAAUGGAAUAGCGGAUAAACAGGAACAUGCAAGGGAACGUGCACAGAUGCCUCCUGAGUUUAAGGUCACAGCGCAAUUUUUAGAGUUAUAUAAUGAAGAUUUAAAGGAUUUGUUAGAACCAGGAGGGCCGAGAGGAGGUGCCCGUAUUCACGAAGAUACUACGGGUAAUAUACAUUUGGCCGGAGUAGAGCCGCGCGUCGUAACUAGCGCUGAACAAGCAUUGGAGUAUCUUCGAUUGGGUGCGUUAUCACGCACAACAGGAUCCACGCAGAUGAAUACACAGUCGUCGAGAUCGCACGCCAUAUUUACAUUAUACAUUAAACAACAAAGAUGCAUCAAAGUCGAGGACCCGGACGCAGAUGUUGAUACGAGCGGCUGCGAAUUGGCGAACGAAUUUGAAAUGUUAACCGCAAAGUUUCAUUUUGUCGAUCUGGCCGGUUCUGAAAGAUUAAAAAGAACGGGUGCUACCGGAGAUAGAGCGAAGGAAGGCAUUUCUAUAAAUUGUGGACUGUUGGCGUUAGGUAACGUCAUUUCCGCUCUGGGUGACAAAACUAAGAAGGCUUUACAUAUACCAUACAGAGAUUCGAAAUUAACCAGAUUACUUCAAGAUUCUCUUGGAGGAAACAGUCAAACUGUCAUGAUUGCGUGCGUAUCACCGAGCGACAGAGAUUUUAUGGAGACACUGAGCACCUUAAAAUAUGCGAAUCGAGCGAGAAACAUUAAGAACAAAGUUACUAUUAAUCAGGAUAAGAGCUCGAGGACGAUCGCUUCGCUUCGUCGUGAAAUACAGCAGCUUCAAUUAGAAUUAAUGGAAUAUAGACAAGGCAAGAGAGUAGUCGGCGAAGAUGGAGUUAAUGACGCCUGGCACGAAAAUCAAAUGUUAAGCAGCGAAUUGCAAAGUCUGCGGACGAGAGUAAAAGCACUUUCAGAAACGGUAGAAGCAUUAACUGCGAAAAAUGUUCUUUUGCUCGCGGAGAAAGCAGCAGGUCAAUGGAUGGCAGCAUCAAGUGGAGGUGACGAGCAGGUGACUAGUUUGGUGCAAGGCUAUGUUCAGGAGAUAGAAGAGCUAAGAGCUCGUCUAUUAGAGGCGGAAGCUAUGUAUCAGCAAUUGAAGAAGAGACAAAUGCAGGUUAACGCGGCUAAUCCGUACGGAGACAGUUCGUUUCAUUCCGAUUCCUCAACUUUAUUGAGCGACGCUAAGAAGGAUCUCGAGAAGGAGAUUGAAACAUGGAAAGCUUUGAAGGACCAGCAUAGCCAUGGUAAUUCUAGUGUGAAGGCUGUGGAAGAAGGAGAAAUCGACGAUGCGGAAAAUGCGCAGGAUUCUGUGAGCGAAGAUGAUUCCGACGAUGAUUCCGAUCGUAAAGAAGAAGACGAAGAAGAAGCAGCCAUGGGUCGCGAAUUGGAAGCGUUAACGUCCGACAUUGACGUCAAGCAACGUUUGAUACAAGAACUCGAGCUUUCCCAAAGACGCUUGCAAACCAUGAAGCAACAUUACGAAGAUAAGCUGGCGCAAUUGCAAGCUCGCAUCAGAGACACGCAGGAGGAAAGAGACAAGGUGUUGAUGUCUUUACAACAACAACCCGCACCGCCCACCGAGAAGGUGAAGAAAUUACGCGACGAAUACGAGAAAAAGCUCUCCAAUAUGCAGAAAGAGAUGCGACUUUUGCAGUCCGCUAAGAAAGAGCACGCGAGAUUGUUAAAGAAUCAGUCACAAAGCGAGAAUAGAUUGCGGGGCCUGAGAAAUGAGCUGUCGGAGAUGAAGAGAGCGAAGGUGAAACUGUUAAAUAAAAUGCGAGAAGAGGCGCAACGGCACAAGGAGAACGAGCUGAGGCGCAACCGAGAAAUCGCGCAGUUACGUAAGGAAAGUCGUAAGAAUGCGAAUGUAAUUAGAACUUUAGAAGCCGACAAGAGAAUGAAGGAAGUUGUGCUCAGACGAAAGCAAGAGGAGGUAACGGCAUUACGAAGAAGAGACAGGGGCUUGAGUCAAAAAACCGCCGGUCGCAUACCGGCUAAACCAAUUAAUCCCAAAGCAUUAAAGCAAAGAUGGCAAACGUUCGAGAGAACAAUCGCUAAGCAAGCGUUAGCAAAGCAGGCCGCCGCGGAAACAGAGAGAGAAAUGGAAAGAUUGCUUCAAGAGAGGGAAGAGUUGGGAAGAGAUCUGGAGAAGCUUCAGAAGCAUAGGAACGUCAUCGCAAAUUCGAGAGGUGACACCACAGACGUCGACGAAGAAAUCGAUAAUGUGAAGAGUAAAAUCAGCUAUUUACAGGACAGUAUCUCAGAAUGUCAACGGGAUAUGGUUGAGAUGGGCGACGGUGAAGCAGAAGGCGAGCCUGGUGUUGAAAUGCUCAUCUCCACUAUUCGAACGAUGGACGAGGCCCAGUACUUACUGCAACGAAUGCUGGCGUUUACUGUAGAGCAAAGUUGCGUGGCCGCACAAAAGCAACUCGAAGUACGUGAUAUGGAAUCACGGCUCAAUCAAGUUGCGCAAGAGAGUGACGUACAGCAUCAAUUACUGGAGCAUGUAUUACGUGACAGAGACCUUUUAUCGCUCACAAACAAUCAUAAUAAUGCAUUAGCUUACAGUCCGGCCAGUUCAAGAAGCUCCUCACCUGAUAACGAAAGUUAUAGCCAAAUUGUACUUGGCGAAGAAAAACAGCGUAACAGUAAAGUCAGAAGAAGAACGGCACAGCCACAAGAACUUCUUUACGGUAUACACGCUAGUCCGGAGAAUGUAAAAGCAGACGAUCAGAAUCAAAAUCAUAACCACCCUCUUACAAGGGUUCCUAGUGCACCAGGUAGCCUAAAAGGACUGGUAUUAACGAGGAAUCAGUAUGGUAGCACUGUGACUGGUGGAUCGCCAACAUUGACUCGUCGCGACAGCACAUCGCCCAGAGCUCUGCGACGACCGAUUCAUCUAGGCGGAGGCUCCAUGGAGCAAGUAGCGCACACGGAUAUAUCUUCGCCCCCUGGAUCACCAACUACCUACAGGCGGUUCAAUAGCCGCGAAGAAAACGUUUUUUCGAGACUAACCGCGAGUAGGCAACCAAUCGCGUCUGAACCGCAGCCAAUGAAGGGAAUUAUCUCACAGUAUCAGGGCAAGACGCAGCCACGGGCCAUUUUACAAUGCUCCCAUGUAGCCGAAGGACACAGCAAAGCCGUCCUUACUGUGUGUGUGACGUCGGAUUUACUUUUCAGCGGUUCCAAAGAUCGCACGGUGAAAGUAUGGGACUUGGAAACGGGGAUCGAAAGCCUAACUUUAAGCGGACAUCCCAACAACGUCGUCGCUGUGAGAUACUCCGCUGUUAAUCAGCUCCUGUUUAGCGUGUCUGCGGCAUACGUUAAAGUCUGGGAUUUGAGGGCCGGCAACAACUGUAUAAAAACGCUGUUCUCCUCCGGUCAAGCUCAGAGCGGCCCCAUCGCAUUGUCGACUCCGUCCAGGACGCUUCAGCUGCCCAUGGGCGAGACGACGAUCAACGAUCUGGCACUCAGCUUAGAUGAGCAGGAAUUGUACACAGCAUCCAGCGAUAAAGUACGAAUAUGGGAUCUGCGUAAGCUGACAUACAUCGGUAGGCUAAGCACACCGCACACAGCGGCGGUCAUGUGCCUAACCGUCGCUGAAGACGGCAGAGUUAUAGCUGGCAGCAAGGAUCACCUGAUAUCGCUCGCCGAAGCUAAUGUGUCGGGGCCAUCUGUUAGCUUGGCGCCGCCACACUAUGACGGAGUGGAGUGUCUUACUACGAUAGGUUCUACGCUAUUUUCCGGUUCCAGAGACAUGUGCAUCAAGCGAUGGGAUGUGAACAAAAUGGAAUUAGUUCAAUCUUUAAACAACGCGCACAAGGACUGGAUUUUAGGAUUGUGCACAGUAAAUAACGGUUCUGUGAUGGUCUCAGGAUGUCGUGGCGGUGUACUGAAAGCAUGGUGCGUUCCCAAAGAUCAUUCGGGGGAAUGCACGCCUAUCGGAGAGGUCCGAGCGCAUGCCUCCGCUAUCAACGCCGUCGCAACCAACCAACAGCACAUAUUCACAGCGAGCAACUCUGGAGAGGUGAAGCUGUGGCGUAUACCCGAUCCCUCAUUAUCUAUGUCCAUCUCCACAGUUUCCCUUUAACUUUAUUUGCUUUUUGCUUGUGCGUCUCACUGUUAUGCGUCUACCUUUUUUGGUGAUGCGCGCAUGUUUGCGUCUAGUUUAAACUCUGUCUUUUUACAUAUAACAUAGUAAGCAAGGCUGCAUUAUCUAUGUCUAUAACUUACAUCAGAUGUUACUAUAUAUUUGGUCAUUUUUUUCACAAUAUUAUAUUUCCUAAUGCUUAGAGUGCCGAAUGAAAGUGAGCGCGAGUGAACUUCGUAACUAUGUGUUUGCAUUUUGUUUGCAAGAGUUUGUAUGACUUUUAAUUGCCAUCACAAGAUUUUUAACCGUUUUGAAAAGUGAAAACAUUGCGUUGCGAAAGGAUUGAAUUUAGAUAUACUAAGUCGCUAAGUAUGCCUAAUUUUGUGUACACAUAUUUUGCGAUUAUUAAUAUAAAACUAUUUUUUUCUUUCUAGUCAACAAAUCAAAAUUACAUAAGAAAGUAAUAUCACUUACAUGACUAUAUGUCUCUAUUAGCUCAAUGUAUAUAUAAACGUAUAAUUUACAUACGUUAUUUUAUUUGCUUCUAUGUUGUUUACUCCAAUUUGGUGCUUUGCAUGGUCAUCGUAUCGAUACGAAGUGACGGAACUGUAAGAUUGUGGAACUACUAUAAACGAGAAGCAAGGACCUUCCAGAGGAGCAACUCGCUGAAAAGCUAAUAUCUACGCGUC
This is a messenger RNA of Dinoponera quadriceps, 5322 nucleotides long. It is a transcript of the gene Klp31E, whose product is annotated as kinesin-like protein KIF21A. NCBI's taxonomy places the organism in Eukaryota, Metazoa, Arthropoda, Insecta, Hymenoptera, Formicidae. Gene Ontology annotation, biological process: microtubule-based movement; mitotic spindle organization. The transcript is spliced from 16 exons. Bases 173 to 4633 code for a protein of 1486 amino acids. The record is from RefSeq and is a predicted model, not a curated record. Gene Ontology annotation, molecular function: microtubule motor activity; ATP binding; microtubule binding.